This is a messenger RNA of Fragaria vesca subsp. vesca, 1291 nucleotides long. RefSeq lists its product as uncharacterized. The record is from RefSeq and is a predicted model, not a curated record. The transcript has 5 exons. Gene Ontology annotation, cellular component: mitochondrion. NCBI's taxonomy places the organism in Eukaryota, Viridiplantae, Streptophyta, Magnoliopsida, Rosales, Rosaceae. Bases 396 to 938 code for a protein of 180 amino acids.
UUUCCGUGUCUCAGUCAGACCUUCGCUUCGAAGAGACAAAGGUGGGAGCUUUACCCAGAUACAAGGUUAGGGUUUUGCCUUCUUAAACGUGAGGGCAUCUUUCCCUAUUUUCAUCUAGGUAUUCUGUGCUUUAAUGUGGGCUUUUCAAUUUGUUCAAGUUCAAUGAUCGAUUUUUUACUGAGGAAUCGAAAUUGUUUACCCUCAACAUUAAAAUCAUAUAAGCUUAACCCGAUCAAAAAGUUCAAUCUCCAAAUCAGUCUGUAUAUUUGAUCAGUAAUCGACUGUCCGUACGACAACUACAUCUACAAAGGCACCAACUACUUUGUCUCCCAUAUCUGAUUCCAGGAUCGGGUACUUAAAACCAUACUCAUCAAAGUUUGAUCCAGACUUGAAAGAUGGGAUUUGGAGCACUAAGGUCCUUGUGUCAACCCCUAUCACGAACCCUAAUUUCUCGCACCUCGACUUGCUCCAUAACAUCAUUUGCUGCCAACUCUGUGCACCUGAAACCUGAGCGCCGCUUUGUCCCCAGUGGUCAGGCUCCAUGGUUUCUUCUGAUCCUGAACCAUUUUCACAGCUUGACAGACACUCGUUUCCAGAAACGGCGUCCCAGUGAUAAGCCUCGUCGAAAAAGAUCCAGCAUAAGACCUCCUGGACCAUAUGCUGGGGUUCAGGAUGUUCCUGGUGAACCAGUAGUGCCUAGCAGACCCAAUGAAGGUAGUGUGAAGAGGAGGAAUGAGAAGAAGCGCAUGAGGCAGCGCCAUGCAUUUAUUUUGUCAGAGAAAAAGAAGAGGAAAGCUCUGGUACAAGAAGCCAAAAGAAAGAAAAACAUUAAGAGAAUUGAGAAUAAAAUGGCGGCAGUUGCAAGAGACAGAGCGUGGGCUCAGAGGCUGGCUGAGCUGCAGCAGUUGGAGGAAGAGAAGAAGAAACCCAUGGCUUAAGAUCUUGUCGUCAAACCUUAUUCCCGAUGGUAACCCCUGCAGAGAUGGACUAAUUUUGCUUCUCUAAAUAGUGGAUUGGGUCCAGGACCUUUGGCUUGCUGUGACGACAGUUCUGCAACAUUAGUGUUUUGCAGGUGUCUUUCGCACAACAGAUUCAUUUUAUAUUUUUCUGAUACCAUUGAACAUUCAAGAUAGUUUCUUUAGGCUUGUUCCAUUUUGUGACAGUUUUAAAAGCGUGGUAAACAUUAGUCAUAUGAGGUUCACACUAUAGAACUGUCAUUUUUUUUUACUGAUAAGACUCAUAAGAGUGUUCCCAGAGGCGCUCACUUUUAAUUACAGCAUCAUUUAUCAUC